AGUAGGUUGGGUGGACGAGUACAGGAGGUGUUAGAAAUUCUAGGAGAACCCAGAUCCCAGGUGUGCAGGGGGUUCUCUGCAGAGAGCUCGGAGCUGCCCGGAGGUGCCUGACCCAGUGGUCGUCGUGGCUGUGGUCGUAGCGUCCUCUGAGGAGCGUCUCUGUGCUCUGCUCUGUGUGAGUCCUCCAGCAGCCAGUGCCCCUGUGGGUCGCCCCGCGAGGGGAUUACUUUUUGGAUUUUAGGAUAGCAAUCAAAGUAGACUUACAUCAGGAAGAGCCUCUUUCUGCUGCUCCAUCUUUUAGAACCAGAAUAUCCAGUAGUUGAAGUAAGAGCUCCCUGCUAGUCGGUUUCAAAAUGCCUGUGUUUUUAGCCACCAGCGCUUUUUUCCUCCCAUGCUCUUUCUGUGAAUUUCAUUUCUUCACAUCAGACCAGUGGUUGAGAUCGGCAGGUGGCUCACUGGACAUGUUUUUUGUUUUGCAAACAUUGUUUCCAUUCCUUUUCUCUGUGUCUGUGCACCGUGAGCUCCAUCUUGCACAAACUCUGUGAUACAGAGGGUCUCUGCCUAGCUUCCGUGGGCAGGGUAGCUUGGUGUCCUCCGCUUGUGCCUGCGUUGGGAGGUUUCUGCUACAUCUGCCUCCUAAACUGGCUACUGAGAAAAUGGGCUUCAGCCCUGUCGGAUGAUCUCUGGCAGCAAUUCCUAAUAAUUAUUUAUGCUUUCAGAAUUUUUUUUCGGCUCCUGAAACUUUCUCUCUAGUUUGAUUUUUCUCCGUCUGUACAAUAUGUGCAUAUUCUCUUCUCUUUUGUUAUUCCUUCCCUCCGACCCCACCCCCCCCCCCGCCAUUUCGUUUUUUAAUGUUCCAUAGUUUUGUACAAGAGGAGACUUAGCCUUGGGUUACUUCUUGCUGAAGCUUUAAUGCUUUGUAAAUAAAAUCGAAUGUUUAUUAAGAACAGGUGUGGAUGUUGGUUUGUGGACGCUGCUUCUGAGACUCAGUAGCCCCUUUGAGUUGUAGGACAGGAAAUCCUGUUUACUGUGCUGAUGUUAGAUCUUUCUGUGCAGAGAUGCAGACCCAGGAGGGAUAGGGGGUGCUUGGGGAGUGUAGAGUUCUGCCUCUGGACAAGACUAUAAAUAAGUGAUUCAAGCAAAGAGUUGGUGUUAAAUCACAAAGAUCAUCUAGGAAUGCUCUCUUUCAGUUCUUUAACUCCAUUGGUGUGUGUAAGUACACAGUAGAGGCCACGAAGCUGGGGGAAACACAUGCGAGGGCAUGCCUCCCUUCCAAGGCCCUUCCUUAAAGUGUAAGUAUUCUUUAUUUGACUUUUUUUCCCCUAGAUUAAAUUACUUUCAAACUCAUAAAGUCUAUUUAAGUCUUUGGUUUUUAAAAAAAAAAAAAAAAAAAGUCUUUGGUUUUAAUCAUUGUCACAUCUGAGUGUCUACCACUCAGUUUUGGUUUGGUUUGCUCUGAGCCUAAUAAUCCGUCUUUGAGGUCAUAGCUGUUUCAUAGCAACCUUGACCCAAGUGAGUGAUGUGCUCCUGUGUUCUGUGGAGGUAAGGGAGUAGGCCACGAGGUGGGCAGGGUUAUGUAUCCCUUCCCCCCAAAAAUACCUCAGUGCCCUUGUGAAGGAAGAGUGUCUAGAAUGGGAGAGGGCUGUAUUCGGGAUUGCCCGUCUUGCCCAUAAACAUUCGGAUUCUAAAAGGGCAGCUUGGUCCUUGUUUCCGUGAAUUUUCAUUUCUAUUUAAAAUUCCUUACCCAUGAACAGAGUUUCACACUUUACCAAGUGUUUUCAUGUACAGUUUAUCAUUUAUUGCCCAAAGUGACCCCCCUGAAGUAGCGCAGGCGGUCUUAAUUUACAAAGGAGAAAAUAGAAAUAGAAAUUCGGGAAGGAUCACUCGUUUGCUUGCCUCCCAGUCCAGAGUUCUUAAUCCUUUUUUACAGAAGGUUUAGGAGCCUUUAAAGUCAGUAAUAACUUAAUGUAAGGUCAUCCUCUUUUAUUUAUUUUUUUAGACCUGGUAUUUGAUUUCUGGGUCAGAUUUAAUUGGGGUUUUGAAGCUCUUUAAUUUGGAUCCCAUGUUCGUAGAGGAGGGGUGGGGUGAGGAGGAGUAGCUUCGCGAUGCAUUCGAGGUAAUUUGGACCUUCACUGCAGAAGCUGAAGUCUCUUCAUCUUUGUCUUCCCAAGAGGGUGGGUUUAAGUCAUGUAAGGGCGUGGACAGAAUGAAGACUGGAGAGGUGGGCACCGGCGAGCAAGAGCUGGUAAAGCAGCAACGUGGUGACUUUUUCCUCUGCCUUGUGGCCUCGCCUGUUCAUAAGGACUGGACCCGUGUCGAUCGAGUCGCAGCGUGUCCUUGACCACAGGUGCAGCCCAUCUUUUGAUGUUGAGGGAGAUCCUGCGUCAAAGGAACGGAGUGAGGAUGUAGAGGAUUCGCCGGGGACAGCUCGGGUGCCGGCUGACGGUGGGGAGACAUGAGGACCUCGGCCGCUGGUUUCCUCCUUGGGAGCCUGGUGUUGGCCUUUGGUCGGCCUUUGGUGGUGACUUCACCGAAAACACUGGCCAUCCCAAAGCAACUUCAGCAAGCCGUGGGGCGGGUUAUUGUCAGUGCCACCACCUGCACAGUCACCUGUGGCCUUGGCUAUAAGGAAGAGACGGUCUGCGAGGUGGGCCCUGAUGGCGCGAGAAGGAAGUGUGUGUCUCGGCGUGUGGAGUGUUUGAUGAACUGGAUCUGUGGGAUGCUGCACUUCACCACCCGCAGAGGGAAGGCGUUCGAGCUCAGCUGCCUGAGUUCAGACAUCCUGCAGGUGGGGAAGGAGGCUUUCCGGUUCACCUGGAGGCUGGCUCGCGGCAUCAUCUCAACUGACGAUGAAAUCUUCAGACCCUUCCGGGCCAACUCGCACUUGCUGAAGUUUGAGUCUAUUCAGGAGUAUGAUUCUGGGACAUACCGGUGCGAUGUGCAGCUGUUAAGGAACUUGAAAUUUGUCAAGAGGCUCUAUUUCGGGCUGCGGGUCCUUCCCCCUCACUUGGUGAACCUGGAUUUCCAUCAGUCCCUUACCGAGAAUCAGAAGUUAGUCGAUCAGGGCCUGGAAGUGAAUCUGGACAACAGUUCUAAGCCUCAGCACCCACUGUGGGAAGAGAAGGUGGCCAUAGCCUUGGGAAUAGGAAUCUCCAGUGGAGUGGUAGGUGGCGUGUUGCUGGUCAUUGCCCUGGGCGGCGGGCUGAGGCUGAUGCAUGGCAGUGACGGCCUCGAGUCCUUCAAAGCCUUCCUCUGGAAAGGCUGGCUGUCCAAGAACCCGGACCAGUUUAGGAAGCCAGGCUAGCUUUUUAAAGGAAUAUCUGGCGGUCUGAUUGUGGCCUGGCUAGGAGGGAGGGCUUCCACUGCCCCAAGAGUGGGGCACAUGGAGAGGGGCAACGUCAUGGGAGUGCGCUGGGCAACGUUCCAGAGGGAUCUCUUCCUGAUCUUCCUGCCACUGGGCCCCCAAGAAGCCUAACCCUAGGCCCCGCCGCUGCUCCUGGGGAGAGUUCUGGCUUCCAAGCUUGCAUUCACUACCUCUCACAACUUGAUGCCUCUCCGCCUCCGACCCUUCUUCUGAGCUGUGUAAUCUUGUAGAAGGACAUGUAAACAGCUUUCCUAGUGGAAACCUUCUUCUCCUCUUCAAUAAAAAUCAUUCACAGUAGCUGCCUGCAGACCUCACCACCUCUGUUCUUUAGUUAAAAAUCUCUUCCAACUGUGUGAGUGGCCCCCUGAUCAGUCCGGCUUUCCUUUUCCUCCGACUUCUCAGAACAGACAUGGCCCACAUUGCUUUGGAGAAGGACGUAUGUCCUCGUGUGGCAGAGCCAAGGCAUCUGACCUGGGUAUGUUAACGGUCACUAAAUGUUUCAAGUUGCCCCUUCUGUAAUCCCUGGGCAAACCAUCUGUGUUCAGCGUUAAGCCGAUCCCUGGUGGAGCACUGGAUUCUCCGUGCGGUAGCUUUCCCCCGACGGUUCCUGGACUUGCUCCCUCCUCUCCUCGCUCUUCCAGUGCCCACAAGUGUGUGUUCUUAGAGAAUUCAAGUGUGUUGGUUUCUUAGAGCCGCCAAGGCCACCAAAGGAAGGACUAAGACCUUCCUACCUCCAUAGGAAAUCAAUCCCGAGACCCACAGAGGCCAUUCAGACUGUGUGAGAUAAUCGGCUUGUGGGGUUGUCGGGGCAAAGGCUCUUGGCCACCAGCUGAGCUAAUUGUGAGAGAAUUGGAGCAUUUCUUCCCCCUCACUUUCCUCCAGCUGCACAUGUGGCAGUGGACGAGAGGACUUGGACUAGCGGUUGUCUUCUCUAGCUGUGUGUCUGAGUCAACCCGGAUGAGCUUUUGAAGAAUGAGAUGCCUGAACCCCAAUUCCAAGGAUGCUAAUAGGAUCACUUUGAAUUGUGGCUGAUGGCUGUGUGUUGGUCUACCGUUAAAUAUAAUUUCAAGGGUGCGUGACUGGCUCAGUUGGCAGAACUUGCAACUCUUGAUCUCAGGAUUGUGAGUUCGGUCCCCCAUGUUGGGCGUAGAGCUUAAUUUUUAAAAAAGUUAAAAUAGGGGCUCCUGGGUGCCUCAGUGAGUUAAAGCCUCUGCCUUUGGCUCAGGUCAUGAUCUCAGGGUCCUGGGAUGGAGUCCUGUAUCCGGCCUUCUGCUCAGCAGGGAGCCUGCUUCCCUCUCUCUCUCUGCCUGCCACUCUGCUUCCUUGUGACCUCUGUCUGUCAAAUAAAUAAAUCUUAAAAAAAAAAAAAAAAAAAAAAGUUAAAAUAAUUUCAACCCCAUAGAGAAGUGGAAAGAAAAAUUUGAUGACGACCCAUAGAUUCUCUACUUAAACUCACCAAUUGUGAAUGUUUUUCUACGUUUAUCUGACUUUACUGAUGCUGACUUUACUGAACCACUUGUGAGUUAGUCCCAGACUUUGUGAGCCUUUACUCCGAAAUCAUAUAUGCGUCUGCUAACAAAGACGUUCUCCUGUGGGACUACCGUGUCUCCAUCCCACCUGAGAAAAUUAACAGGCCCCUAAUCUUAGUUAUGGUUGAUACCUCAUCUUCCUGGCUUCUGAAAUCUUAGCGCCUGUUCAUUGUUGAUCCAGGAUCAAGGGAAGCUUCACAGACCACGUUUGGUGGUUUCUCUUGAGUCUUAUUUUACAAGAGACCACCUGCAUUUUGUUGUUGUUCCUGACAUUGAUUUUAUUGAAGAAUCAAGCUGGUUGUCUUGGGUAGAGACCCAUGAGCCAGGUUUGUCAUGGUCACAUGAGUAGGUUCCUGAGGAACAGAUCUUCCAGAAUUUGACCACAGCCCCCCACAGACGGUGUGUGCUCCCUGCAUAGCCUCAGGCACCUGGCGUUGGGCUGGCUUGCUCCUGAUAAGUGUGAUGAUUUAGUUAAGGUGCCGACUGCUAGGUCUCUGCAAAGGUGUAUAUUUUUUCCUCUGUAAUUAGUCAUUUGUUGGGGGGGUACUUUGUGACAUUCCUAAUAAUCACUAAUGCCUUAGGAUCCA
Molecule: messenger RNA, 5480 nt
Organism: Mustela lutreola (European mink)
Lineage: Eukaryota; Metazoa; Chordata; Mammalia; Carnivora; Mustelidae
Gene: TMEM81
Product: transmembrane protein 81
Exons: 2
Coding region: 2456-3304 (282 amino acids)
Source: RefSeq, a predicted model, not a curated record